UAUGUAUUCUUCUUGCAGCGAUGCUCUACUUAGAAAUAAUAAAGUUUCUAAUUACUAUAUAAUACAAAUUGAGGAAAAUAGUGUAGAAUCUAAAGUUGAGUGUCUUAUGGUUAAUGAUACACAUUUUGAAAUAAUUAUUGACAGUGAUAAGAACUAUCCAAAUAUAGUAAAUAGCACUCAAUUUGAAAAUAAUUAUUCCUACCAAAAAUAUGUGAAUUAUCCAAACUUUACGGAUUCGGAAAUGGAUAAAAUACUUCAAGAAACUCUAGUUUGUUCUCAAGAAGCUAGCUUUAAAAGUUAUUAUUCUGCUUUGGAAAGUAACAUGCUUGAAUUUUGGGAUGGAUAUAAGAUUGAGUAUAAUAAUAACACUGAUGGAAUUUGUAAAUGUUUUAUGAGAGAAGCUUGCAUAAUUUCCGGUGAAUCAGUCACCAAAUGUAAACAAGAAGUCAGUUCCUAUGAUCCAUAUUUUAAUUAUACAGGAGAGUUUUCAGUUUUUCCAAAACGCUUACCACUUAGAAAAUUAUAUCUAGGUGAUACUGGACAUUCUUAUGAAGCUAUUGAAUAUUCAAUCGGUAAACUCAAAUGUCUUGGUCGUUUUAAAGAAAAUAACAGUAUCCUUUAUGCAAAUUUAUCUCCGUAUAGGUCAUGUGCAUUUUUUGCCAGUUACCUAUACGACAAUUCCAAUUCAACUUGCGUUACCAUAAUUGGUUCCAAUAAUCAUAUAACUGCAAAGGGUAAUGAAGUUAUUAACUCCCUAGAGAUUUUGGGCAAGAAUAUUAGUUGUUUAGAGAUGAUUGUCUCUAUUCCAAUCAACGGAAAUAAUAAUAUCAUAUGCCCUAUCAAAGAGGGCAAAGAAAGUGAUGAAUGCACAUUUAAAUGUGACUAUAAUUUUACAACUGACGUCUUCAUUCAUUUCACAUCUAUGAAAGAAUUUAAAAUAUGUGAAAUUCGCGGAAAAUUUCUAGAAACAGUUGAAGAAUAA
Messenger RNA from Dimorphilus gyrociliatus, 982 nucleotides. The record is from the annotation of a GenBank genome assembly. Lineage: Eukaryota; Metazoa; Annelida; Polychaeta; Dinophilidae.